GCCGAGCCAGAGAAAUCACGAAUAUCAAAACCAAAUACCAAUGACCAUUGACCAAUGACAAUCAGUCGCGCCGAGCGCUUCGUGGAAGGUGGUUGUGUAUUAUGUUAUGACAAAAGCGCACACGAUCCUUUGUUUAUUUUUCGUUUGUGUUUAGUGGAUAAUUAUAAUGUUUGAUAACGACAAUCUUAGUGAUAAUAAGAACGUGGCGUGCAGCUAACGUACAAAUGGAGUGGUUAAAGCGGUUAUUCGGUCGCGAUGUACGCGAGGGGAACAAUCGGGAUUUGCCAGAGGAUGGUCUGGAGACUGCGCAGGAGCGGCGGCGGCGGUGGCGCAGCGUAUACGUCAUCUACUUCACCAUGUUCCAGAUGUCCCUCGGCUUCAGUAUAGUGCUGACUGGCGUCUGGCCCUACCUUGAUAUGUUGCAGCCGGGAACAAAAAAAGACAUGCUGGGUGUAGCAGUGGGUGCGAGCCCGCUCGGCCAGUUGAUGUUAUCUCCACUACUGGGCUUGUGGGCCAACCGCGCAGGAGUGCGCGCGCCGCUCUCUGCAACACUAGGUCUCUUCGCCCUGGCAUCUGCCCUUUACUCGCAGCUGCACCUCACCAGGCCUUACGCGGUGUCCUGCAUGAUCGCCGCCAGAUUCCUAAUCGGUGUCAGCUCUUCCAAUGUGGCGGUAGCGCGUGCAUACUUAUCCGCAGCGACUCGUGAGGAGGAGCGCACACGUGCGGUGUCGGCGGUGUCACUAGCGCAAGUGCUGGGGUUCGUUGCCGGGCCAGCACUGCAGGCGGCUGCCGCGCCACUCGGCACCUCCGAUAGUUCCGGCCUGCGUUUCGACAUGUAUAGCGCUCCAGGUCUACUCAACGCGGCGCUUGGUCUUAUCAAUCUAUUGCUACUGAUGCCCGGCUGCUUCCAUGUCAGUGAUAUAGCGCUGCGUGAAGCUGUACAGGCUAGAGGGGAACGAUCAGAGAAAGAAGUGUUGAAAUCUCUAAAGCCGGACUACGUGAGCAGCUGGAUGUUGGUGGGCGCGUUCUUCGUGCUGGUGUUUAACUUCGUGCUGCUGGAGACGCUGGCCAGCACCCUCACUAUGGAGCAGUUCGGGUGGGGCAAGGCGCAGGCGCUGCAGUACCUGGGCGCGCUGAUGUCGGCCGGCGCGCUCGUCGCCUGCCUCGUCUUCGCCGCCAUACCGCCGCUCACCAAACUCCUGGAGGAACGCGCGCUGAUGCUGUGGGGCGGAUUCCUGCCCGUGGUGGUCGCCUCGCUGCUGUGCAUCCCCUGGGGGCCAGGCGCUCCGCCCCUCGCAGACCCCGGCAACGCGGAGGCCCACGGCGGCUGCCCACAGGAGUCGCAGCCGUGGUGCGCGGAGUCUCGCGCGCUGUCGCUGGCGCAGUUCCUGCUGGCGUACGGCUGCAUGUCAGUGGGCUACCCGCUCGGCGUCACCCUCAUACAGACCAUCUUCUCCAAGGUGCUCGGACCACGCCCGCAGGGUGUAUGGAUGGGGGUGCUGACGGGCGCGGGGUGCCUGUCGCGGGCGCUGGGCCCCGUGUUCGUGGCGGGGGUGUACGCGCGGCGCGGGCCCGCCGCCGCCUUCUCCGCCACCGCCGCCCUCACGCUGCUGGCGCUGCUCGCCCUGCGCGCCGUCUACCCCCGUCUGCGCGCCGCACCCCCCACACACCCCACACACCCCCCGCCCCCUGCAGAGCUGCAGCCCCUUGCUAGCAAACACCACGCGGAACCCUGAACUUAAGUAUUAUCAAUUGAAUGAUGAUUCUAUAAGACUAAAUGUUAUGUGCUGUUUAUAUUAUUCCAGUCCAGCGAUCGAUUCCAGCGCUAGAUAUAAAUAUCCAACACAAUGUAUUCCAGUGUGGUUUUACAUUUAUGACUGGUUCACACUUGGCCACUUUGUUAAUGUGAGUUAACUGGUCUGACCAAGUGUGUACCAGGCAUAAAAUCCUCCGCUGAAUUCGAUCACUGACACGGAAUAAUGUAAACUAAGCAUAAAACCGAUUUAAAAAUCGAGAUAUCGAAGAAUAAUCUGAUCUAAAUAAAGAAAUCUUUUUUGGGAUAAAUUUUUUUUUGUAUUGUUUGUUUGAAAAUAUUGUAUGUUUUUUUUUCAUACAUUUUAUUUGUGAACUAUGAAAUUGAUGAAAUAUGGAUUUUAUAAAACAAAAUCAAUUUAUUAACCGUAUUUGUGAAUAUGCCAUUUUUAACAUAAGCACUGCCAACAAGGCAGCAUUUUAUUCGAUGGCUCCUACGCGACUAUCGUAACUCACAAUUUUGAGAUUUACACCGUGUACAUAAUUUAAUUAACUCGAUAAAUACUAAUUUCUGUGUUUUAAAAGACAUGGUUAAAGAAGGAAUGUAGAUUUUUGUAGCCUAUUUUCCAUGUUUGAUACAUCGUAAUUAAAUCUUAAGUCUUGUUUUGAAAAUUUGCGUUUCAAACUUACGAUAGUUUACGUAGGAGCCAUCGAUUUGUAAAUAAUAUGGAACGUUUAAGACUGACUUUUGCUCCAUAUAACAUAUUUCUUUUAUUGUGCUUUGUAUAUACGAGUAUAUAUUUUUAAUAAAUUAGUAUUACCAGUAAAAAUACUUGUAAAUACGCCUUUUUUGACUUAUCAAGUUUUGUAUUUUAUGUAAAGUAAAAUUACGUAUUUUUGCCAUAUAAAUAGAACACAUAAUGUUGUAAGUGUUGUCUUCCAUUGCCGAAACAUACGUAAAAAAUGUACAAUCGGGUAAUUUGGCGGUGUUCCCACUUAAAACAAAUAAUCGUUGAAACGUUAUGUACUAUGAGACGAUACGAAAAAAUAACAAAUGUCUUUAAAUGUUUUUGUUUAUAUAAAGGUUUAUUAUUAUCCCGUCAUUGCAGUUUAUUGUCACCUAAUUGGUUAUAUGUGAGACUAGGCGGAGUUUCUUGCAAGAGACAAGGCGAUUUUUCUUUAAUCGGAACACCGCGAAUGGCCUUGACUGUACAUGUUAUUUGAAUGAAAUUAAACAGACAAUUCUAUUUUAGUACAAAUGUUUCGACAGUCAAAACUCGCGGGAACAAAUAAUUAUAGAAAACAAAGUUAAUUUUGUGCCUUUCUUACAGGGUUUUGGAUUUAGCAUAAUAUAUUUUGUUACUAACUAGUUUAUGUGUGAUAAGUAUUUAGAAAUAAACGUUUUUCAUAAGAU
Molecule: messenger RNA, 3166 nt
Organism: Papilio polytes (common Mormon)
Lineage: Eukaryota; Metazoa; Arthropoda; Insecta; Lepidoptera; Papilionidae
Gene: Cln7
Product: major facilitator superfamily domain-containing protein 8
Exons: 7
Coding region: 225-1736 (503 amino acids)
Biological process (GO): transmembrane transport
Cellular component (GO): lysosomal membrane
Molecular function (GO): transmembrane transporter activity
Source: RefSeq, a predicted model, not a curated record